Aedes aegypti (yellow fever mosquito) is the source of this 5638-nucleotide messenger RNA. It is a transcript of the gene Galphas, whose product is annotated as guanine nucleotide-binding protein G(s) subunit alpha. Gene Ontology annotation, cellular component: heterotrimeric G-protein complex. The transcript is spliced from 11 exons. The record is from RefSeq and is a predicted model, not a curated record. Bases 1313 to 2464 code for a protein of 383 amino acids. Gene Ontology annotation, molecular function: G-protein beta/gamma-subunit complex binding; GTP binding; GTPase activity. Lineage: Eukaryota; Metazoa; Arthropoda; Insecta; Diptera; Culicidae. Gene Ontology annotation, biological process: adenylate cyclase-activating dopamine receptor signaling pathway; sensory perception of chemical stimulus.
CACGGCGCGACGAUCAACGGACGAAGCACCGUUGAUGGGACCCGAAAGGAAGUGUGAGGGAGGAAAAUGUGAUUAUAAUCGAACGAGAGAGAAAUAAAUAAAAAUGUGAAGAGACAGUGAAACAAAAUCGCGAGUCGAACGAUGCUAAUCAAAACUGUGUAUGUAAGCGUGUAUAUCGAUAAAUGUAUAUUGUGGAAACAUGCAGCACACGGUAGUAGAGCGGUCGAUCAACUAGAUGCGAGAGUAAUUGGCGAAGGUGGCAGCAGUCCAUCGUAUCCUCAAGAAGUAGGGUCUCUGUUAUACCUACUUGAACACAUAGAUAAAUAGGCAAAGUGGCGUCCGUCGUCGUCGUCGUCGUCGCGAAAGAGUAGGUUUGUCAAUUAUUGCGGGAUUUCGGAGCGGCGGGGAUAGACAGGGUAUAGAUAAAGCCAAUCGAUGCAAUGAUACCGACCGUGUCAUGAGAAUGGAAGACCGAUCGGACGCGAGAGCGAGGUGAUGCGAGAACUUGUCACGAUAAGUUUGUGUUAUGUUCUAGUUAACUCUUCCAGCUAUUAAAAACAAUUAGACGUAUGAUUGUAUGUAGUUUGAAGGCUCUCCGUUUUCUGUUUAGCUGAUGGUUGGCUUAGGGUGGCGAAGAAAGCUUCAAGGGUUAUUGUACAAGCACUUGGCUUUGUACUCUCCAGCAACAUCGGAUACAGAUAUUUCGAUCGGCGGCAACAGUGGUGGAGAAAGCAGCAGUGGCAGUUCCAACGGCAACCAGGAACCACAACGUGCGUGUGCGGUGUGCGCACUCGUGGGCGCGUGUGUGUGUGCGUCGAGAGUGACUGGGUGUGUGGCAGAGCAGAGCACACGCCUCACGCGUCUCACUGUGCUGGUGGCCAUCCGGUUGGUGCUAGCGGGUUGAAGGUGUGCAUGCGAGGCGAACACAGCAGCAAAGGGGUGGUGAAUUUGCGUGGCUCUGUGUAUCCAUGGGAGGGCUAGUAUGUGGUUGAAGACGCACUAGUGUGUUUCUGUUACUCAAACUUGAAACCAUUAAACAACAUCAUCAACAAGAAGAAAAGUGAACCAAUAGACGGUUGUGUGACGAAGAAGCGGAAACGCUUAGCACGGAAGAAACAUCCGAAAACGCGGAAUACCAACGAGAGGACGGGCGGACGACGGGUGGUGGCAGUUAUUAAAUCAAGAAAAACGGAUUCUGUAAAACAAUCGCAUCUCAGUUAGACUGGCUCGGAACGGUGAAGCACGGGGGGCAGAGUCUCCCGAUACGUCACCGGAAGGCGGAGCCACCUGCUGGUGGGCCCCCUGGUCAGCGAUGGGUUGCUUCGGAUCGGCCGGAUCGAAACAGUCGGAUUCGAACAGUUCCGAGGACACAAAAAGUCAGAAACGGAGGAGCGAUGCGAUCACGCGGCAGCUACAGAAAGAUAAACAGGUUUACAGAGCCACCCAUAGACUGUUACUAUUAGGCGCCGGUGAAUCCGGCAAGUCAACAAUCGUAAAACAAAUGAGAAUAUUGCAUGUCAAUGGAUUCUCCGACACAGAAAGAAAGCAGAAAAUAGAGGAUAUCAAAAAGAAUAUCAGAGAUGCCAUAUUGACAAUUACCGGUGCAAUGAGCACACUAACACCUCCUAUUCCAUUAGAAAAGCCAGACAACCAGGCGAGAGUAGACUAUAUUCAGGAUUACGCUUCAGGUCCUGAUUUCAACUAUCCACCGGAGUUCUACGAGAAUACAGAAGAACUGUGGAAAGAUCGUGGUGUACAGCAGACCUACGAACGGUCGAAUGAAUACCAAUUAAUUGAUUGUGCUAAAUACUUUCUGGAUCGUGUUAGUGAAAUCAAACAGCCUAAUUAUACUCCAACCGAGCAGGAUAUACUGAGAUGUCGUGUCUUAACGUCGGGUAUAUUCGAAACUAGGUUUCAAGUUGACAAGGUUAAUUUUCACAUGUUCGACGUUGGCGGUCAGCGCGACGAACGACGUAAAUGGAUCCAGUGUUUUAACGAUGUCACUGCAAUCAUAUUCGUGACAGCGUGUUCUAGUUAUAAUAUGGUCCUGCGGGAGGAUCCAACGCAAAAUCGGCUGAGAGAAUCGCUGGAACUGUUCAAAAGUAUUUGGAACAAUAGAUGGUUACGAACAAUAUCGGUCAUAUUGUUUCUGAACAAACAAGACUUGCUGGCGGAGAAAAUCAAAGCUGGUAAAAGUAAACUUUCCGACUACUUUAGUGAGUUCAAUCGUUACCAGACGCCCGCCGACGCCGUUUGUGAGAUGGGCGAAGAGCCAGAAGUGAUAAGGGCAAAAUAUUUCAUUCGAGAUGAGUUUUUGCGUAUAUCGACAGCCAGUGGCGACGGUAAGCAUUACUGCUAUCCGCACUUUACCUGUGCGGUAGACACAGAAAACAUCAAAAGAGUUUUCAACGAUUGUCGAGACAUCAUCCAGCGGAUGCAUCUGCGGCAAUACGAGCUGUUAUAGAUAUACUUAACAAUUUUGAUGCAACCUGGUCGUCUCAUUUUAGUUGUGUCUACCGUAAAAAUAUCAAAUCUAGCCAAACUUUACUAAUUUUAUAAUAAAAAGAAAUAUUGAUUAAUUAAUAAUCAAAACAAAAAAAACAGAAACCUAUACAGACUAAAAUAAAAAAUAACCGCAGAAUAAACAAAAGAAUCAUGAGACGUACACAAAGUCAGUGAGUGAUUUGCGUUUGAAACCACGCAUACAGACGGAUACACUUGUUCAAACAAUCGCAUCAAGGAUCGAUACAAAAUCGCGCCGUAUCGUAUUCCCUACGUCGCGUGUUCCACUAAACAACCGAUCUUGCUGAAAAAAAAAAGUGGAUCGUGUUGGUUAAAACAGUCAGCGACGGCAAAGGUGACACCGGAUAAAUGAUUGCCGAUACUGAAUAAUAACCUGUAGUCAAAAAAAUCAAAUUACAACCUAUAUGCACACAAAAGAAAAGUAACGUUGAGAUAUCAUCAAUCAAAAAAAAAAAAAAAGAAUGAGCUAGAAAAUUCGCAGUUCAAACGUAAUUGUGAAAUUAAUGGAAGGAAAUUGAUGAUACCAGAAACAACUGCAUACCACACAGUAGUCAUCGUCGUUACUAUUAAAUUAUUAAUGCAAAGCAAAUAUGUGAACGAAAAAAAAAACUUUGAUAGAAAGAGAAGAGUAAUGAUCGGUGUGUUAUAUAACGCAGAGUGUAUGAAAGAGAUAGCAAUGAUUCACCGCCAUAUAAAAUUUAAACAGACAACAAUGAGAAAACACACACAAAAACACAAAAAUGCUUACGGCCCUUUCAGCGAGUAAAAAAACAAAUAAUGAUGAUACAAGAAACAUAUGUGUGUGUUGUGUAAACAUAACUAGUGAAAUACAAAGAAAAGGAAGUCAUGUCGUCGUUGUCAUGCUAUAGAGUGAAGAUCAGAAACUAAGUCUUAGUAAUCUGUGAGCUGUUUUCUAUUUUUUGAUUUAUUUUAGUUUUUGAUGGAAGGGUAGUGAAUAUUAGAGGUAAACUUAACAAACAUCCGACACAAACAAAAAACCAUGCAUACAUACACACAUUGUACGAGAGAUCAGCUAGGAUAAAAUCACAUCAUAUAAUAGAACAGAAAACGACAUUGCACGAAAGCGAGGUAAGUCAUCGUAGAAGAAAGAAGUUAUUGUUAAUAGAGCAGAAUUUUUCUUUUUUUUUGUUUAGGAGAAAUGCUUCUAAAUUCGUCCAAAAAUGAUUAUAUGCGCUCUUGUUGUAGAACUAUUUUCCAGUAUUUUUAAUUAUCGUAAUCUGUAUACACAUUUUAUUGAAUAACAAUGUAUCAUAUAUAUUUUUGUUUUAGAAAAUUUUAUCAUCCUUGUUGAAUCCGCUUUAAAAAAGAAAGAGAGAAAUAAGAAGAAGUGUUUUAUUCUUUAUUUACGUAUUUAAUAAUUUAUGAUGUAGAUGUUCUAUGUUCAUUAUGUGACAUACGAUAGUGAAAGGAGUUACAAAAAGGAAAGAAGUAUGUGGAAAUCUUAGAAAAAGUAGGGUAAUUUUUCCAAUUAGCCGCUUAAUAAUGAACGAGAACAAAACAUGCAGAAAACAAUCAAUAAAACAUCGCUGUUCCACAGUGAAUUGCAAACAGCAACCACAACAAGUAGGGCAUUGAUUAUAGUAUGCUUCUGACGCAGAGUUAUGUAUAACCUAGAAAAGUUUUCAAAAGUACACGGAUCUGAAUCUCGGAACCGACAGAUUAGACAAAUGCGCACGGCAAAGUUUGAGGAACUGGAAAGGGUUUAACCACCUAUACUAGAAAACAUUACAACAUAGUGUAUGUGCUGCAAUUUUGCGCAAAGGCAUUUUAUUUUCUAUAUUACUUAGCAACAUUCGUUAACAAAAAAUAUCAUUUUAAAUGUUGGUUCACCUUCACGACAGUGGAAAUAGGAGACGCAGUCUAAAUGUAGCCUUAAAAAUUGGUUGAACUUUCCCUCCAUGAUUAUUCGGGCUGUUCUUAGUGAGUGACGUUACCCAAGUGACUAUCAAAAUAUCAAUAUGCAGCUCUUGUCACUCAACACAAGAAUUAACUUUCAUUUAUCCUUCGGCUGCCACUACCUAAUUGCUUCGCUCGAAACUUGUAGUAAACAUACAUCACAUGCAACAAAACAAAGCACUUCAAAUGUCCAAAUGGAAACUUAUUUAGUUGAAACAAACAUCGCAAUUCACUGUUACUGUGUCAUAUAUAUCAUUGGUAAUUUAUGCUUAGGAAAAAUGUAAUACCUUGUUGCAAUAUUUUAUUUUACCCUUUUGUGUUAUACUAGUUUUAAUUAUCAAAAGAUCACCAAUGAAAGUCUCGCAUCCUAUAAUGAGAAAUCUCUUUUUGAUUUGAGAGAUUGAGUCAACGUCGCAAAUGUUAUAACAAUUACAAACACCCACAAAAAAAGCUUCGCAAUUACAUCCACCCACUGAGACAAACACAUGCAUCUGUCACACAGUAGAUUAGAAUGGGAGGACAAGUUGUGAAGAUUCCAAGAAAAUAACGCGGGACAAGCUGUUAAACGUUAAAAAAUGUUAUUUAUUUUAGCCCGCUAACGAGCCACCAUCUGGUCCAUCUUUCUGCUUCUUGCUAAUAACACAGCCCUCUCCAGAGCCCAGAUAGAUUUUACUGUAAAAGUUUCUUCAUUUUCUAUGCGAAACUAGCGGUAAAGUGCGAGUGAUCUAUUCUAGAGACGGAAAAGGAAUACAAACACAAAAAAGUUACAGUGAGGAUUUGUCCCAGUGUUUGGUAGUUUUACCAUUAAUUUUAAUUAUCAGUAUAUCGAUCAAAUUCAAGACAGCGUGUCGAAUCAUUUCAUGUUUUGAAGCCAUAAAUAUCAUUAAUAAAUUGCUGGGAAAACCACCAAAAACAAUGAUAAAUUCUCAGUGUGCUGUAAUCCACAACACACAAGAGCAGAAAACAAAUAAAAAACACAAGUGGAAAUAAGCAACCACAGAGAAGGUAGGAUGUAAACGUGUAUAACUCUUUUAUAUAGUUGUAUAGAUUAUAUAUGAAGAAAAAAAUGGAAAAAUCGAUACAAAAACAAAAGGACAAAAUAGUCAUACCUAUAGAGAGAAUGAGAAAUACAAAAUCGCACAAACAGAAGAUGAAAUUCUAAUUCAAAAUGUGGAAAUAAAACAAGCAGAAAUGUGAA